Molecule: messenger RNA, 510 nt
Organism: Cyphellophora attinorum
Lineage: Eukaryota; Fungi; Ascomycota; Eurotiomycetes; Chaetothyriales; Cyphellophoraceae
Product: putative RNA polymerase II transcriptional coactivator
Exons: 2
Coding region: 1-510 (169 amino acids)
Biological process (GO): positive regulation of transcription initiation by RNA polymerase II
Molecular function (GO): DNA binding; transcription coactivator activity
Source: RefSeq, a predicted model, not a curated record
AUGGCGCCAAGCACAAAGCGAAAGUCGGAAUUCAAGUCCAAUCACUUCAUCGCUAGUGACGAUGAUAGCAACAAUGACACCACCACUCGACCAUCAAAGAAGGGCAAGACAGCAGGGUCUGACUUCACACCGUCGCUUGCUCCCCAAGUCGAAAAGAACGGCGACACCUACUGGGAGAUAUCAAAGUUGCGAAGAGUCACCAUCAACGAAUUCAAGGGAAAGCAAAUGAUCAAUGUGAGGGAGUACUAUGAGAAGGAUGGUCAGAGCUUGCCUGGGAAGAAGGGAAUCUCUAUGACAAUUGAGCAGUACUCGACAUUACUGCAGAUAUUACCGCAAAUUGAGAAGACGUUGGCGGAGAAGGGCGUGAGUGUUCCGAGGCCGGACUUCGAUGGUGCAGCACCGACGAACGCUGGAGAUGAGGACGAAGAUGAUGAGGGCGCGAAGAAUGGUGAUCAUCAGAAAGCCAACAUCGAAGCGACGAGUGAUGAAGACGAGGCUGAGAAGCGCUAA